Olea europaea var. sylvestris is the source of this 2062-nucleotide messenger RNA. RefSeq names its product branched-chain-amino-acid aminotransferase-like protein 1. The coding region runs from base 125 to 1762 and encodes 545 amino acids. Lineage: Eukaryota; Viridiplantae; Streptophyta; Magnoliopsida; Lamiales; Oleaceae. The transcript is spliced from 19 exons. The record is from RefSeq and is a predicted model, not a curated record. Gene Ontology annotation, molecular function: catalytic activity. Gene Ontology annotation, biological process: carboxylic acid metabolic process.
ACGGCAAGAAAAUCUUGGUCGUCAUUCACGCAACCAGUAAUGUAUUUAUACAUGCACAAGCGAUUCUGGCGUACCAUUCAAUCUCAACAUCAAUUACCAUCUCAAUCAGUAAUCAAGAGCAACAAUGGUGGAAGGAAAAGGAGAGGAGAUAGAGUUUAUACAUUUGUGGUCCAUACCAAGGUCCCUUAGCACCAGCCUUUUGUACUCCUUUGCGCAGAGAGAUGAUAUGGAAGUUCUUGAUGAACUCCUUCAUCCAAAUUUCCUACGUGUUCCUGGAAUAGAAAGGCCAUACCAAGCAGAGCUCCUAUCAAAGAUGGAAUUAUAUGAGAAUAAGAUCGUGUUUGGCUCUGGACAAAAGAAGUGUCAAUUCUGUAAGAAUGUGGCUAGCCAACAUAUGCCUGAUCUAACCGAUGAAUUAAUGAAGAAAGGAAAGCACUGUAUAUUGAUAGAAAACCCCCUUGAUAUUUUGCCAUCCUUUGACAAGGUUUCGCCCCCAUCAUUCAUGGAGCUGGGGUAUGCUAGCUUAGUCUCCAUUUACAGCGAGCUGUGUGCACAAGGAAAAUCUCCUUCCAUCAUUGACGGAGCCCUACUUCAAAAUGAUCCCGAGGGUACUUUACGCGGUCUAUGUGAAGAUCUUGGUAUUCCAUUUCAAGCUGCGAUGCUCAAACGGGAAGCAGGGCCAAAAUCCUUUGAUGGCAUUUGGGCCGCAAACUAUUAUCCUACGCCUUUUCCACCUGCUUUGUACAACUUGCUGGAGCAAUCUUUACCUUUCUAUAACAUGCUUAGGCGCCAUGUGAAGCAGAGUGGUAUAAUAUCCCUCCAGCCUACACUUCCAGUUCCUGCCAAUGAGAAGUUGCUUAUUUGGGUUGGUAAUGGGAUUGUGCCCCGUGAAAGUGCAAAGAUUUCCGUUCUAGACUUUGUUGUCCAAGGUGGCGAUGCAGUUUGGGAAGGGCUUCAAGUUUAUAAUGGGAAGAUAUUUAAAUUAGAGGAGCAUUUAGAUCGGUUGUUUGACUCAGCAGAAGCUCUAGCCUUUAGCAAUGUACCAACUCGUGAACAGGUGAAGGAUGCCAUAUUUGAAACUCUAAUAAGGAAUGGGAUGUUUGAUGAGGCACACAUUAGACUCACUCUGACACGUGGAAAGAAGGUAACUUCUGGAAUGAGCCCAUCAUUAAACCUUUAUGGAUGUACAUUAAUCGUGCUUGCUGAAUGGAAUCCCCCAAUCUAUGAGAAUGAGAAGGGUAUAACGUUGGUUACAGCAACCACAUGCCGUAAUUCACCAAAUAAUUUGGAUUCAAAAAUUCACCACAACAACCUUCUUAACAAUAUCCUUGCGAAGAUAGAAGGGAAUAAUGCAAGUGCUGAUGAUGCUAUCAUGCUUGAUAAAGAUGGCUAUGUGUCAGAAACAAAUGCGACAAACAUAUUUCUAGUGAAAAAGGGCCGUGUAGCAACACCUCAUGCUGAUUACUGUCUUCCUGGCAUAACACGGGCAACAGUCAUGGACCUUGUAAUAAAGGAAGGGUUGAUUGUACAGGAGCAGCGUAUCAGUUUAUCAGAGUUCCAUACGGCAGAUGAGGUAUGGACUGUAGGAACUAUUGGAGAGCUCAGCCCAGUUGUUAAGAUUGAUGGUCACACAAUAGGUGAUGGCAGCGUGGGACCUGUGACUCGAAGAUUGCGGAGUGCUUUAAAAAAGCUUACAGCAGAGUCAGGGGUGCCCCAAAACUUUCCCUUGAGACAGCCAUAUCUUCACAGGCUUUUAGUUUAAUGGUCGUUGGUGGUGUGCUGUCUAAGCACCAUUGUCCAUUAUUCUUGGGAAGCCGGGAUAGAGGUCGAGGGCGACUGAAGAAAGAACGGAUGGUAUCUAUUCUUGAGCUAAGUAGAAGGAUUAUAUAUGCAUAUGCAAUCAUUUAUGUUUGAAGUUGUCUUUUGCAAAUAGGGAAUGCAGACUAUUUUCCCUGCCCACCAACGCCCCCCCGCCCCCCAUUCAAAUAUAUAAAGUUUGUGAGUGAAUGUUCUUGAAUUAUAAUUUAUAAUUAGUAUGAAUGACAAUUCAUUAUUAAAUUUA